GCCAGACCCGGACGCGUGCGUACCAAACCCCCGAGCUUUGAAAGCUUCUCGUGAAAGCUGUUCCUUGUGUGUGAUCUGUGUAGUGAUAAGCUUGAGAUAGUUGUACGGAAGACAGUGACGAUCUGAAACAAAUCCAGAUGCGUUGAGUGCUGAGAGAAGAUGUGCGGGCGCAGCUGAGGCAUGGGGCUCACGUGGCUGCUGCUGCUGGCGACGCUGGCGGCCGCGCGCGCGCAGAACAGAAAUGACGGUCCGCGGUUCCUGUCCCGUGGGCACUCGUUCCGGACGGUGGUGGGGGACACGCUGCUGCUGCCGUGUCAGGUGCAGAAUCUAGGCUCGCUGGUGUUGCUAUGGCGACGGGGCCCGGCGGUGCUGACGGCGGCCAGCCUCAUGGUCACCAGGGACGAGCGGUUCCGGCUCGUCGACGGCUACAACCUGCAGAUCACUGAUGUUGGACCACAGGAUGCGGGCGACUACGUCUGCCAGAUUUCGGACCGGACGCCCAGGGACCAGGUGCACACAGUGGAGGUGCUGGUCCCGCCCAGCGUCAGGGCGUCCCCGGAGAGUAAACAUGCCGCUGCCAGACGAGGGGGCGCUGCCGUGCUGGAGUGCCGAGCGUCUGGCAACCCUGUGCCGUCGGUCACGUGGCACAAGCUGAACCUGUCGUUCCAGAACGACACGAGCACGCGGCUGUCUGAAGGUCCCCAGCUGCAGCUGUCGCGGCUGGAGCGGCAGCACAGCGGCCGGUACGCCUGUACAGUCGACAACGGUGUUGGACCACCACUGGUGACGGAGUUCCAGCUGCAAGUGCUCUACCCUCCGGAGAUAACGGUGGAGCGGUCGUGGGUGCACACAGGCGAGGGGUUCCGCGCCGAGCUGCUGUGUACAGUGCUCGCUGACCCACCCGCUGAGGUACUGUGGUACCAGAACUCGUUCCCGCUGAGCGCGUCGGAGCGCGUGACGAUGUCGGUGCGCGGGAACAACCAUACGCUGCUCAUCGCCAACGUCCAGCCGGAGGACUUCGGCAACUACACUUGCGUGGCGGACAACUCGCUGGGUCGUGCGCGGCGGCACGUGGAGGUAUCGGGGCGGCCGGGCGCGGCGCGCUUCCUGUCGCCGCCGCUGGCGCGCGCGCGCACCGCCUACACGCUCGCCUUCGCCGUCGACAGCUACCCGCCGCUGGACGAGCUGCGCCUGCUGUACAGGCAGCUGGCGAUAAACGAGUCGUUCCAGCAGCCGGGUCGGUGGCACGACGUGGUGAUCCCGGCCCCGGAGGCGGCGGGCUCGCUCACACACCGCGUCGCCCACGAGCUGCGCGGCCUCGAGCCCGGGGCUGUCUAUGAGGCUAUAGUCCAGGCUAAGAACAGAUACGGGUGGAAUGAGGUGAGCGACAUCUUCCAGUUCCACACUCUAGGCGGGGAGCACUCUGUGCACGCGGACGAGCUCACGCCGAUGUUCUCGGCGGCGCGCGCGCUGACAGUUCCCGCCAUUUCCCUCGCCGCCAUCUUGACCCGCGCCAUCUUGUCCACACUUGAUAUUGACAGCUCGACGUUUUGACACUUGCGUUCCGGUAACGAAUUUUUUUAAAUCAGACUGAAAAUUUUACUGCCUACCUAGUUUAUUUUCCACGGUGUAUAUUGUACUUUGAUGAUUGAGUAUGAGUGUGCUGUGCGAUUUUUUAGCUUUUUUAUUAGUUUAUAAUGGAUAAAAUAAAAUAAAAAAUCAUAA
Molecule: messenger RNA, 1725 nt
Organism: Aricia agestis (brown argus)
Lineage: Eukaryota; Metazoa; Arthropoda; Insecta; Lepidoptera; Lycaenidae
Product: igLON family member 5
Exons: 13
Coding region: 181-1554 (457 amino acids)
Biological process (GO): synapse organization; homophilic cell-cell adhesion
Cellular component (GO): plasma membrane; axon; neuronal cell body
Molecular function (GO): protein binding; axon guidance receptor activity
Source: RefSeq, a predicted model, not a curated record